CCGCGCGACGCCGCGACCGUCGACGAGAUCCUGCGCUCGAUGGGUGUGACCGACUACGAGCCGGGCGUCCUCCACCAGCUCCUCACCUUCAUGCACGCUCAUUGCGCCGAGGUAUUUUCCGAAGGCGCAGACUACGCGGCGCACGCGGGCCGCACGGCGGUGGAGUGCGAGGACGUCAGACUGGCGUGCAGGCUCAAGUCUGCAGAGGCGCAGGUCACCUCGGCGCCCUUCCUUGAGUGGCUUGCGCGCGAGCGCAACGGCCAGCCGCUGCCCGCCGCGCCGACCAGCACGUCUGGCAUCCAGCUUCCGCCUCAAAAGUUCUGUCUGCUCGCCGCGAACUACGAUCUGGUGCCGCGCGCGCCGGCGGUGGAGGCGGCGGAGGACGAGACG
Messenger RNA from Emiliania huxleyi CCMP1516, 390 nucleotides. RefSeq lists its product as hypothetical. The annotation marks the transcript as partial. Lineage: Eukaryota; Haptophyta; Isochrysidales; Noelaerhabdaceae. Gene Ontology annotation, biological process: RNA polymerase II preinitiation complex assembly; DNA-templated transcription initiation. The record is from RefSeq and is a predicted model, not a curated record. Gene Ontology annotation, cellular component: SAGA complex; transcription factor TFIID complex. Gene Ontology annotation, molecular function: transcription coactivator activity; RNA polymerase II general transcription initiation factor activity; protein heterodimerization activity. The transcript has a single exon.